Hyla sarda is the source of this 2972-nucleotide messenger RNA. Its product is annotated as glucose-fructose oxidoreductase domain-containing protein 1. Bases 768 to 1940 code for a protein of 390 amino acids. The transcript is spliced from 2 exons. Gene Ontology annotation, molecular function: nucleotide binding. Lineage: Eukaryota; Metazoa; Chordata; Amphibia; Anura; Hylidae. The record is from RefSeq and is a predicted model, not a curated record.
UGUCCCUGGUAGUCCAGGUUGUGUCACCUUGGUCUCAGUCUUGUCCCUGGUAGUCCAGGUUGGGUCACCUUGGUCUCACCCUCAUCUCCAGGCAUUGUCAGUCUAUUACUGAAAUCAUUUAUAGGACUGCACUGAAUCCUCUUGUUCUUCACACAGGGUCCAUUCUAGACAUGUACAUAAAGUCUAUAAUGGAAUGUGGGGGCUGCUCCUCUACAAACCCUGUGUAACUGGAUCUGCAAUGUAAAUGUCUAUUGAUCUUGCCGGUGGGUGUCAGGCUGUAUACACAGAGGUGGGGCAGGCCUGGCUCUCUGCCUAUCAUUGUCAUGUAGAGGAGAUGCCAUGCUGAUAACCGGGCCUGGCACAGACAUACUCCGGGGACACGCGUACAUAAGUGACCUGUGCAGAAGGGGGGGGUUUCAAGGGUUAACACAGUCAGCCCAGGAGGGGGCGUUGCAGGAAACCCCAGACACUAGGUGACAGCAGCUGCCUCCACCCACUCUGCCUGUAUCACAGCAAUGGAGAGGGGGCAGCCUGCAGACAUGGCACAAGGAGACUAGCACCGGCUCUGGGGUCUGCACCCUGCGCCCACCCUGUACUGGAGCCCCCCGGGGAUUGCAUUGUCCUGUGCUGAGGAGAGGCAGCCGGUCCUAUGCUGGACAUGGAGGGAAGAGCAUGGCCCCUCCAGCCUGAGAGGUGAGGGGGCACACAGCGGGCAUCCCCGGGCAUCUGCACACCCUGCCAUUGUGCCCUGCUGGAGGAGAUCGGCCAUGCUGCCCGGGGUCGGGGUGUUCGGCACCAGCCUGACAUCCAGGGUGAUCAUCCCUCUGCUGAAAGACGAAGGCUUCUCGGUGAAGGCUCUAUGGGGCAGGACCCAGGAGGAGGCUGAGGAGCUGGCCAAGGAGAUGAGUGUGCCCUUCUAUACCAACCGCAUCGACGACGUCUUACUGCACCAGGAUGUGGACCUGGUGUGCAUCAACCUGCCCCCUCCUCUCACCAAGCAGAUCGCUGUGAAGACCCUGGGGAUUGGUAAGAAUGUCAUCUGUGACAGAACAGCAACGCCCCUGGACGCAUUUCGAAUGAUGUCGGCUGCCCACUAUUAUCCCAAACUCAUGAGCAUCAUGGGAAAUGUCUUACGGUUUCUUCCUGCUUUUGUGAAGAUGAAGCAGCUGAUUCAAGAAGGAUAUGUGGGCGAACUUCAAGUGUGUGAGGUCCAGGUCCAUAGUGGUAGUCUGCUGGGAAAGAAAUAUAACUGGAGCUGUGAUGAUCUCAUGGGUGGUGGGGGGCUGCAUUCUGUUGGUAGCUACAUCAUAGACCUCUUGACUUUCCUAACCAACCAGAAAGCAGUAAAAGUCCAUGGACUCCUAAAAACCUUUGUCAAACAGACCGACCACAUCAACGGAAUCCGACAGAUAACCAGCGAUGACUUCUGCACAUUUCAAAUGGUCCUUGAAGGUGGCGUGUGCUGUACGGUGACCCUCAACUUUAACGUCCCUGGAGAGUUUAAGCAAGACGUCAUAGUUGUUGGAUCAUCUGGUAGACUUAUUGUAACGGGGGCGGAUCUCUACGGACAGAGAAACAGCUCCUCUGAGCGGGAAUUACUUUUAAAGGACUCCACACCCGUCAGCAAUUCCCUCUUGCCUGAAAAGGCUUUUAGUGACAUUCCCUCUCCAUACCUGAUAGGGACUAUAAAAAUGGUACAGGCGGUGCGGCAGGCAUUUCAAGACCAGGAUGACAGGAGAACGUGGGACGGCAGGCCGCUGACAAUGGCGGCUACCUUUGAUGACUGUCUUUAUGCUCUUUGCGUAGUGGACACCAUAAAGAAAUCCAACCAGACUGGUGAAUGGCAGAAUAUAGUUAUUAUGACCGAGGAGCCUGAGUUGAGCCCUGCCUACUUGAUAAGUGAAGCCAUGCGGCGGAGCAGGAUGUCUUUAUAUUGCUAGGGGGACACGUUAACAUUUGUAAAUAUACGCUGUUUGGGGAAGCAUUCAUGUACCCAGGCAGAUGGUACAGGUCUAUGGUAUAACUUAUGCAUCUUUCUAUUAGGGCUCGACCGAUUAUCAGUUUGGCCGAUAUUAUCGGCCGAUAUUCACAUUUAGGACAUUAUCGGUAUCGGCAAUUACCUUGCCGAUAAUGCCCUGCCCCCCGCACCGCAUCCCCGGCAAGGGACCACCACGGCCCCAUUGCCUCCCCCAUCCCCGGUUUUAUAAUUACCUGUUCCCGGGGUCUGCGCUACUUCUGGCUCCUGCAUGCUGCACAGCACAAUGACGAGUGACGUCCUCAAUGCGAUGUCACCGUCAGUGCACACAGUAACAGCUCAGGACGCCGCCGGAGCCAGAAGUAGCGCGGACCCCCGGGAGCAGAUAAUUAUAAAACCGGGGAUGGGGGAGGCAAUGGGACAGCGGCGGUGGUGGUUGGACUAGAGAGGACCCAAGGACAGGCAGGCGGAGAGAAGCGGGUGGCGGUCUCUGGCCCUGCAAAAGCCGCUGCAGUUCAUAAAUUUAAAGCGCCCGCUUUAAAUCAUUGAUCUGCAGUGGCUUCUGCUGGUCCGGAGACGGAAUAUCGGUAUAAGUUAUCGGCUAUCGGCCUGAAAGGUCACAUAUUAUCGUUAUCGGCCCUAAAAAAAAUCGAUAUUGGUCGAUCCCUACUUUCUAUUACUGCUAUACUUGGAAGGAGCCAAGUCUUCUCUUUCCCUGUUAGACAAGCUGUGAACAUUUAUCAGAAUGUAUUGUAGUGUGGGAUAGCUAUUCAUGUUUAUAUAACAUCAUUUGCCUUUGAGCUUUAGAUAUUGGUCAUUAUUGCACAUUUUAGAACAUGUGAAUAUCAGUUCUAUAGUACAGUAAAUGCUCAAAGUGGUCGCCUGUGUCCUGUAUACAGAGUGUGGGCUGCGGCUUAUUUUUCCAAGCAUAUUGCACAGAAGUCUCACUUGAAUUACUGUUCCUUAUAAGUAGUAUACUGGUUAGGAUGUGUUCUGG